GAAACGUCACGGCACGCCACAAGUGUGGACCUUGUUUUUUGAAGGAGUUUUAUUUUUAGGUGAAGUAAGCAAAGAAACUCUUGUAACUCUCUCCAUCUCACGCUUACUUUACAAAUAUCUCCUCGUUUCUCUCUCUCUCUCUCUUUCCUCUUCUUUCAUGGCCGUUACUGGCUGAGGAGCAAUCUUAAAUUCUUUCUUCUCUUCUCUCUCUCUCUCUGGUUUUACAACGAUGACGAGUCUUGUGUUUGGCCAGUCGCUGGGUUUAACUCUAUUCGGUGAUGGCAAUUCAAGAAGACAAGGUGUAAAGUCUAAGUUUCUCUUUGUGAAUCGGAGGAGACUAGCUCGUGCAGCUCUUGUUCAAGCUAGGCCCAGGGGGGAAGAUGGAGCUGCCCCAAGUCCUCCCUCAUCCUCGUCAAGACCAACCCCUGCGCCUGUUGUACAAUACAAACGUGCUGAUCUCGCGGAUGAUCUUCAAGCGGAGGGGCGUGCUCUUGGUCGUGCUGUCGACGCUUCUGUUUAUUCCCCGGAGCUUAUCGCCUGGAAACAUGGCUCUCAGCCUCUCAAGGCUUUGCGGAGAAGUGUGGAGAUAUUGACAGCUUUGGGUGGCUUCGCUCUGAAACUUGGGAUUGAUCAAAGGCAAGGGAAGCUAGAGCUGAACAUGAAGAAGAGAGCCGGUGAGCUCCGAAGGAUCUUCACUCGUCUGGGGCCCACUUUUGUUAAGUUGGGUCAAGGUUUAUCCACCCGACCCGACCUCUGUCCUCCCGAUUACCUCGAAGAGCUUGCUGAGCUUCAGGAUGCUUUGCCAACCUUCCCUGAUGCAGAGGCCUUUGCUUGCAUCGAAAGAGAGUUGGAUUUGUCUUUAGAAUCCAUCUUCUCCAAUAUAUCCCCCGACCCAAUCGCAGCGGCCAGUCUUGGCCAGGUUUACAAAGCCCACCUGAGGUACUCGGGUCAGGUUGUUGCUGUCAAAGUCCAACGCCCCGGGAUCGAAGAAGCCAUUGGUCUCGACUUCUACCUCAUCAGAGGAGUUGGGAAACUCAUCAACAAGUACGUGGACUUCAUCACCACCGACGUCCUCGCCCUUAUCGACGAGUUCGCCUGCAGAGUUUACCAGGAGCUCAACUACGUCCAGGAGGCCCAAAACGCCAGGAGGUUCAAGAAACUGUACGCUGACAAAGCUGAUGUUCUUGUGCCCGAUAUCUUCUGGGACUACACCAGCCGCAAGGUGCUGACGAUGGAAUGGGUGGAGGGGACUAAACUGAACGAGCAAGUUGCCAUCGAGAGUCAAGGUCUGAAGGUUCUUGAUCUCGUGAACACAGGAAUCCAGUGCAGCCUAAGGCAGCUCCUGGAGUAUGGUUUUUUCCACGCUGACCCUCAUCCUGGUAACUUAUUGGCAACACCUGAUGGGAAACUCGCCUUUCUAGACUUUGGCAUGAUGAGUGAGACGCCGGAGGAAGCUAGGUUUGCGAUCAUAGGCCAUGUUGUUCAUUUGGUCAACAGAGAUUACGAAGCCAUGGCUAGAGACUACUACGCUUUGAAGUUCUUGUCUCCUGAUGUGGAUGUUACUCCCAUCAUACCAGCUCUGAGAGACUUCUUCGACGACGCGCUUAACUACACGGUCAGCGAGCUCAAUUUCAAGACAUUGGUUGAUGGUUUAGGUGCUGUCUUCUAUCAGUAUCCGUUUGAUGUCCCUGCCUACUACGCUUUGAUCCUGAGGUCGCUCACCGUGCUCGAAGGUUUGGCGCUUUACGCAGAUCCUGACUUCAAAGUGUUGGCUGCGUCUUACCCCUACUUUGCCAAGAGGCUUCUCACUGAUCAGAACCCGUAUCUGAGAGAUGCGCUUAUCGAGCUACUGUUCAAAGAUGGGAAGUUCAGGUGGAACAGGCUCGAGAACCUUCUGCAACAGGGGAGCAAAGAUAGGGACUUCUCGUCGAAAGACGCUCUGCAGCCUGUGUUGAAGCUGCUGCUAGAUCCAAACGGAGAAGAGCUUAGAGUGCUGGUGAUUAAAGAAGCUGUGAGAGUCAGUGAAGCGUUUGCACUUGGAAGUGUUGUCGACACGUACAAUUCCAUGCCUGAGUUUAUGAGGUCUCUCGUCUUCAAUGGUAAUGGGAAUGGUGGUGGCCCUCUGACAAUGAAUCCCACGGAACUGGAAAGCACGCUCGAGCUAAGAGACCAGGUCGCAAGAAUCUGGGGGCUUCUUCAGUCUUCAGAAAGCUUUGACCCAGCUAUUUUGCAGCCAAUAGUACAGGUGUUGCAACAACCGGAAGCAAGAAGACUAGGAGGACGUGUUGCAGGAGGUGUAGGGCAACGUCUAGCAGCUAGGUUUCUGCAGCAACUCCUUCGAGCCACAACACCAUCUCCUUCACCAGUCCCGUAGUUGCUUCUUUUCUUGUCAUCAUCGUAAUGGUAAACUGUAUAUUAAAGGCGAGACACAUUCGCAAACCACAGAAUUGCUUCACGUUAUAGUAAUAUAUAUAGUGUCAUUCUUUGUCUUUA
Messenger RNA from Raphanus sativus (radish), 2493 nucleotides. RefSeq names its product protein ACTIVITY OF BC1 COMPLEX KINASE 3, chloroplastic-like. NCBI's taxonomy places the organism in Eukaryota, Viridiplantae, Streptophyta, Magnoliopsida, Brassicales, Brassicaceae. The record is from RefSeq and is a predicted model, not a curated record. Gene Ontology annotation, molecular function: ATP binding; protein kinase activity. Gene Ontology annotation, biological process: protein phosphorylation. The transcript has 4 exons. Bases 230 to 2374 code for a protein of 714 amino acids.